Messenger RNA from Mizuhopecten yessoensis (Yesso scallop), 395 nucleotides. RefSeq lists its product as uncharacterized. The annotation marks the transcript as partial. The transcript has 3 exons. NCBI's taxonomy places the organism in Eukaryota, Metazoa, Mollusca, Bivalvia, Pectinida, Pectinidae. The record is from RefSeq and is a predicted model, not a curated record.
UUUUAGAAGAUGGAAAUGCAUCAGAAUACACUCUAUUACCUUUUUAUAGUAGCUGUGCUUCCUGCGUUUUUUAAAUGCGCUGCAGAUGCACAACCUCCAAAAUACAGCGACCUCGCUUGUGACGGAGACGGACACAUCAACCUAACAGUUACGGACUCAAUAAAAUCAGUUGUUUCAAAUUGCACAAGUGUAUCGCAAAUUUUCGUCACUGUAUUAACAGCUGACAAAACUGUAACCGUCGACAACUGCCCAUUGAACACACACGUGAAGAUUUUGAUGUUAGAACACAACGUGGAUAAUAAUCUGGAUGACCAAUUAGACUCUAGAAGAGUUGGUGAAGCUAUUGAUGUUAUGUGCAAUGGCAAAGGUCUCAAAGUGAAUACAGCGAUUAUUAA